This is a messenger RNA of Pochonia chlamydosporia 170, 675 nucleotides long. Its product is annotated as pyrazinamidase/nicotinamidase. Lineage: Eukaryota; Fungi; Ascomycota; Sordariomycetes; Hypocreales; Clavicipitaceae. Bases 1 to 675 code for a protein of 224 amino acids. The record is from RefSeq and is a predicted model, not a curated record. The transcript is spliced from 2 exons.
AUGACCAAACCAUUCAACCCAGCCCUCAUAGUAGUCGACUUCCAAGAAGACUUCUGCCCCCCCAACGGCUCCCUCGCCGUCCCAUCCGGCCGCACCAUCGCCAACACCAUAAACAACCUCCUCACCCUCCCCUUCACCCUCAAAAUCGCCACCCGCGACUGGCACCCCCACAACCACAUCUCCUUCGCGGCCAACCACCCCCUCUCAACACCCUUCACAUCCACAACAACCAUCCACCACCCCUCGGACGCUUCUCAAACAUACGACACGACCCUCUGGCCGGUUCACUGCGUCCAGGAUACACAGGGCGCACAGCUCGUUCCUGAGCUAGACGUCUCGCGGAUCGACCGGGUCAUUGACAAGGGACAGGAUGAGCGUGUGGAAAUGUACUCUGCGUUUUAUGAUCCGUUCCGUGUAAGUGAGAGCGGGUUGGGCGACUUGCUGAAGAAGGAGGGCGUGACGCACGUGUUUGUGGUUGGGCUGGCCUCCGACUUUUGUGUCAAAGCUACGGCGGAGCAUGCCGUUGAUGAAGGCUAUGAGACGUAUAUAGUAGAGGAGGCUACGAAGCCAGUCAUUCCGGAUGCGUGGGAAAAGUGUAGAGAGGGUAUUAUCGCGAAGGGAGUCAAGAUGAUUUCCGUGGAUGGUGAUGAAGUUGCUAGAGUCAAGGCACUGUAA